AUGACGUCGAAGCGCAUCUCGCGAACUGCCGGCACGGACCGUGUUGUACGCAUGGCCACAGCUCCGGCCAAUCCCUGGCAUGUCGGAAUGCAAUUCCACUCCAUGAAGGAGGCCCGCGAUGCGCUGGUCCGACAUACCCUGGACCUGCACGCCUCGUUUCGGGUGAAGAAGGCCAAUUCGGAAAAGUACUUCACUGCGUGUCGCAGCGGAUCCGACUGUCCGUAUAAGGUCCGCAUGUAUACGAGUCGGAAGACUGGCCUCGUGCGCAUCCAGACGUAUGAACCCCUGCACACUUGCAGUUCCGAUACGCAUGACAACUGGAGACCGCCGCUGUCGACGGCCCCGGAAGCUGAAGGGUCGUCGCCGUUGCAGCCUAAAAGUCCAGAACAAGUCAGAAAUGAUCCCGAGCAGCCCGACCCUGCAGCUUCAUGCGAGUCAUCAUCCCAAAGGGCAGGCAAGCCGCCAAAACCCCCCAGCGCGCUCCUUCAAAAGGGCUUGCAAACUCGGCGUGCCGUGCUCGGUAGCGAGCAUGUCGACCGGGCGCUUGCAAACAACGCGAGUGCCUUCUCCAGCCCCAUGCAGGAGAUGGUCACCGAGUGGGCCUGGGGGAAUGUCUGGAACCGACCGGGCCUGGAGCGCAAGCAGCGCAGCCUGUUGAAUAUCGGGCUGUUGAUGGCGCUGAACCGCACGCCGGAACUGGCGAUGCAUAUUCGAGGCGCUAUCAACAACGGCCUGAGCGAGGUGGAGAUCCGUGAGGCUAUUCUACACUCGACGGUGUACUGCGGUGCGCCGGCGGGAAUGGAGGCGACGAGGACGGCGGAGAGGGUACUGCAGGAGAUGGCGGAGAAGGGGGAGCUUGAGCGGGUGCUAACUUGA
Aspergillus affinis is the source of this 876-nucleotide messenger RNA. Its product is annotated as putative 4-carboxymuconolactone decarboxylase. NCBI's taxonomy places the organism in Eukaryota, Fungi, Ascomycota, Eurotiomycetes, Eurotiales, Aspergillaceae. Bases 1 to 876 code for a protein of 291 amino acids. Gene Ontology annotation, molecular function: peroxiredoxin activity. The record is from RefSeq and is a predicted model, not a curated record. The transcript is spliced from 3 exons.